UGAGCUUGCAUUGUCCGUAUAACGUUAUCCAAUUCCACUUCCACUCGAACAAAACCAAAACAGAAUCUUAGAUUCUCUGUAGAGAGAGAGAUCCCAGAUAUGCGUACCAUAGCUUUGGGAAGCACCGUUGCAGCGUCCACAUCUCCUCUCUCUCUCAAUAUCAAGACGCAACAAUCUUUUCUCUCUUCUUCUAGGGUUCCCCGUGAAUCCUCACUCUUCAAAUCAGGAAUAUGCAGAGCCAGCCAAGUGGUUGAAUUAUUUCCAACUGUGUCUCCCGAGAUUCUUGUUAGAGAGGCUCGGUUAGAGGAUUGUUGGGAAGUGGCUGAAACUCACUGCAGCUCCUUCUUCCCUGAAUAUUCCUUCCCUUUAGAUUUUGUGUUGAGAAUUGAUCGGAUGGUUGCAAUGGUAUCGGGGUUUGCUAUACCAAAUGGUUAUAAGCGAACUUGUUUGGUUGCUGUCACUGGUAGCUCAGUCGAUGAAACCUUUUGCGGGGGUGAGGACUUCAAAAUUGGAGAUUUGAAUGGGAAAUUCGGUCUAAAUAGGGGAUAUGUAGCUGGUAUACUAACUGUGGAUACCGUCGCUGAUUUUCUUCCUCGAAAAGGGCCACUUCGGCAAAAACGAACUGGAAUUGCAUACAUAUCAAACGUUGCGGUUCGGGAGAAGUUCAGACGUAAGGGGAUGGCCAAAAAGCUUGUAGCGAAGGCAGAGACUCAAGCUAGGGCAUGGGGCUGUCGUGCCAUUGCAUUGCACUGUGAUCGUAACAAUCCUGCAGCCACGAAGCUGUACAAAGGCCAGGGUUUUAGAUGUGUUAAGGUGCCGGAAGGCGCUAACUGGCCUAAGCCCAAGACAUCUCCAGAUGUUAAGUUCAACUUCAUGAUGAAACUUCUCAACACCCCUACCAGGGUUUAGAAGUUUUAGGAACAUGUGAUUGAUUAAGAAAGGUCAAGUGUAAGAAAAAGAAAAUUGUUACUGUAGGAUGUCUAGGGAUUGCUGUAUAUAUGUAAACUGAAAGGCUUGGCCCUGAAUCCUACGAAACUGUAUGGAAACCUUUGAUUUCUAUUGCGCCAGUAAGUUGUUUAUUUGUAUGUAA
Tripterygium wilfordii is the source of this 1090-nucleotide messenger RNA. RefSeq lists its product as uncharacterized. Lineage: Eukaryota; Viridiplantae; Streptophyta; Magnoliopsida; Celastrales; Celastraceae. Gene Ontology annotation, molecular function: N-acetyltransferase activity. Gene Ontology annotation, biological process: N-terminal protein amino acid acetylation. Gene Ontology annotation, cellular component: chloroplast. The coding region runs from base 100 to 909 and encodes 269 amino acids. The record is from RefSeq and is a predicted model, not a curated record. The transcript has 3 exons.